Molecule: messenger RNA, 598 nt
Organism: Notothenia coriiceps (black rockcod)
Lineage: Eukaryota; Metazoa; Chordata; Actinopteri; Perciformes; Nototheniidae
Product: interleukin-20 receptor subunit alpha-like
Exons: 4
Biological process (GO): cytokine-mediated signaling pathway
Cellular component (GO): plasma membrane
Molecular function (GO): cytokine receptor activity; protein binding
Source: RefSeq, a predicted model, not a curated record
CUCCCUCCCAUCCCUCUAUAUGUUGUGCUCUCUAACCCUAACCAGCCUUAUCUGCCUUUACCUGCGAGCCAUACGACGUCCAUGGAGCACGAUGAAGCUGUGGAUGAUGCUUCUGAUUCUGCUGCUACACCUUGGUAAUGCUCCCUGGAUGAAAGUGGUGUGUGUGUCCCUCCCCGCUCCUUCCAAAGUCUCCAUCUCCUCCCUCAACAUGGAGCACACUCUCAGCUUCCUGCCGGGCCCCGGGACCCCCCCAGAUGCCCGCUUCACUGUCCAGGUCCUCCGCCUCAGGAAGAGCCAGUGGAGACUGCUGGCAGCGUGCGCACAGCUGACGGCCGGACAGAAGUGUAACCUAACCCGAGCCUUCAAGGACAGCUAUGAACAAUACCAAGCCCGAGUCCAGGCCUUCACACCCAGCCAGACGUCCAACUGGACCGUGACGGGGGUGUUCCUUCCUCUGACAGACACAGUGCUGGGACCUCCGGAUGUGUCUCUGUCCGGCUGUGGGAACUGUUUGCUUCUGCGGCUCGGAGCUCCUAUAGCAAUGGAGUUCAGUUCAACAUACAGAGUCCACGUGCAAAGGACCAGGGAUGGUGUACAG